AUGUCGGAAACAACUCUUCGCAAAAGAGUGGCAGGCGAUUCCCACGAUCGUGCCGGUCCUAGCCGUGCAACUUCCGGCACCAGCGAGCUACUAUUGACCGAGAUAGACAAGAAUAAGGAAUUUAGUACAACGGAGGAGCUUUUGAUCGAAAAACUCGAUAUUUUCCUCAGCCUGAUAGAACAGAGAAUCGAGCGGUUCGAGCAGUACUUCAAGGUGAUGGGAUCUGAAGAAGCCGUGGAGGAAGAGGACGAAAAUGAAAAGGAUAAAGAAGCCAGAGAGGGCCGGUCCCGUAGAAACAGUCUGGCGCUGUUGAGCCUGAUUCUGCUGAUUCGUCAGAUCUCUGUUUCCCAUUUGAAUCGGGUUUACGAGCAGUUGUACAAGGUGAAGGAGCUGGUUUUGGUGAAUUCCUUCAGGAACGCCGAGUACUUGUACAAGACCUUGGACGACCAGUACAGCAGCAUGUUUGGCCGUGAAGUAGAGGACUUUCUGGAUUCCGAGAUUACUACUCCAGGAGCAGGCUUCCCGGGUAUGGCUCGCAAAGAAGCGCUUCAGAAUAAGCUUAUAGACACUUUGCACUAUUUCGAGGAAAAAUUGGCAUACAUUGACGGGUACCUUUCGGCUAAGGGGGGUGCUGUCGAGGAGGACGAAGCCUCCAGCGCUUUGAAGUUCUUCAACUUCAACAAAGCCUUGAAGCACCUGGACGACGGCUACUUGCACUACUACCAGCUUCCACUUGCGUGGAGAGAGAACAAAUACAUUAUAGAAGGCUACCGUUUCACGAUGGGCCAUUGGGACAUGGUCAAGCUGAUGUUCCACUUUGACCACAACGAAACGGGCAACAUAUGGACUCACAUGAUCGGCUUUUUUGUCAUCAGCUACUUGGCUGUCGUGCAUUUCCCUCAGACCAGCGUCUACCAGGCCAACCUGCUUACUGACAACUGCAUCAUGUACUUAUUUUUCGCUGCCAGUGCCAAAUGUCUUAUCAGUUCGAUUCUCUGGCACACAUACUCGUGUUUUGCUCACUUGCAGACAAGAGCCCGUUUUGCCUGUGUGGACUACACCGGUAUCACCACUUUGAUCACCUGCUCGGUGGUAUCAGCCGAGUACUGUGCGAUGUACCACAUGCCCAAGCUCUUGACGUUUUUCGUAACAUUAUCGAUCAUUUGUGGUCUCGGCGGAUUGGCGUUUAACUGGCUGCCUUACUUUGACAAGCCCGAGUGCCGCCAUUUGCGUAUUGGCUUCUUUGUCGGUUUGGCUGCCAUGGGUGGCAUGACAUUCUUUUUCAAGUGGUACUACGAGGGUAUUUACAGCUCGCUUUACUUUUACAUGCCACUCUCAUACAAGCUGUUUUUGUGGUACUGGAUCGGUGUGCUAUUCUACGCUGGCUUGAUUCCAGAGAGAUGGAGAUACGAUGUGAUUGUGGAUCACGAGGCUCCGUGUCGCCACACACACACCCCACUGGACGUAUUGUCCGGAUUUGAAAACUCCGGUAAGGAGGAGAUUGAGGAGAUUGAACAGGAGAUGGAGAAGCUUGGGGAGUCUCAAGCGGAGUCGGCAGUCGCCGAGAAUCAGACCAUGUCGGUGAUUCAGAAGCACUUCCCAGCUACCCCGACCAAAACGCCUUACCUGGGCGACUUCCUCUCGCUCUGGUGGGUGGACUACAUCGGACUGAGUCACAACAUGUGGCAUAUUUUUGUCGUUUGCGGCAUUGUGGGCCACUACUUCAGUCUCAUUGGCAUGUUUGAGUUAAUUGCACGAUAA
This is a messenger RNA of Candidozyma duobushaemuli, 1761 nucleotides long. RefSeq lists its product as uncharacterized. The transcript has a single exon. Gene Ontology annotation, cellular component: membrane. Lineage: Eukaryota; Fungi; Ascomycota; Pichiomycetes; Serinales; Metschnikowiaceae. The coding region runs from base 1 to 1761 and encodes 586 amino acids. Gene Ontology annotation, molecular function: signaling receptor activity. The record is from RefSeq and is a predicted model, not a curated record.